AUCGUGGCGGUUUGUGGGGGGGGAGGGGGGAUAAAACUGAAAGUGAAGUGCUCGGGCCGCGGCGAAGCGAGAUUGAGUCGCUGGCUUCUUCCUAUGAGCGCCUGAGCUACCCCGACCUGAAUAUGUCGGAUAGUUUCGACCGAGCUCCAGGUGCUGGCCGGGGCCGAGGUCGCGCUGCUCUCAGCGGCGCGGACGCGUCGGAGAGCUGUGGUGGGGCCUGUCUUGGGGGUAGUGGUUCCCACAGUUCAGUCUCGGCCGAAAAGCAGCAUAAAACGGGUGGCCUCUUGCUGCAGCAGGAACCGUUGCGACCUCCGAAGACAGCGCCGCUGAGCACCGGAAACACAGAACAUCUGCAGCAGGCAAGAAUUCCAUCUGGAUCACAAGAAAAAGUUUCAGUUCCUGAUUCUGGACUGGAAAUGGCUGAAUCUCAGGUGGCUGUGGCUCCUGUGGUAACAUCAAAGUUGUCUGUUAAAGCACCUGAGUUUUAUCCAUCAGGAUAUAACCAGAACUUUGCAGAUUCUUCCUUUGAAGAUGAAUAUGAUGGCUAUCUGACUUUGGCAGAAUAUGUACAAGACUUUCUAAAUCACCUCGCCGAGCAACCAGGUUGUUUUGAAACUGAAAUAGAGCAUUUUGCUGAAACAGUGAAUGGCUGGGUCACUGCGGAUGAAACUUUGCAAGAACUUGUUGAACUCAUAUAUCAACAGGCCACAUCUGUCCCAAAUUUUUCUUACAUGGGAGCACGGUUGUGUAACUAUCUAUCUCACCAUCUAACCAUUAGUCCACAAAGUGGGAGCUUUCGGCAGUUGUUACUUCAAAGGUGCCAAACAGAGUAUGAAAAUAGAGAUGAAGCUGCCAAAGGAGAUGAAACUGCUCAAAAACAAUUUCAUGCUUUUGUGUUGUUCUUAGCUGAACUUUACCUUAACCUAGAGAUUAAAGGAACAAAGGGACAGGUCACACGAGCAGAAAUUCUUCAAGAAGGCCUUCGGGAAUUACUAAAUGUGCUGUUCUCUAACCCUGUGGAUAAUAAUUUGAUGUGUGCAGUGAAACUGUUGAAGUUGGCAGGCUCAGUUUUAGAAGAUGCCUGGAAAGAAAAAGGAAAGAAUGAUAUGGAGGAAAUGAUUCAGAUAAUUGAAAAUGUUGUGUUGGAUGCAAACUGUAGCAGAGAUGUGAAACAUAUGCUUCUGAAAGUAGUGGAACUACGAUCAAGUAACUGGGGUAGAGUUCAUGAAAGUUCUCCACAUACAAAAGCUACUCCUGAAAAUGACCCUAACUAUUUUAUGAAUGAACCAACAUUUUACACUUCUGAUGGCAUUCCUUUCACUGCAGCAGAUCCAGAUUACCAAGAAAAAUACCAAGAACUGCUUGAAAGAGAGGAUUUGUUUCCAGAUUAUGAAGAAAAUGGCGUGGCUUUAUCAGGACCUGGAGAUCAGUAUUUUCAUGACCUUGAUAACAAGAUGGAUCCAGAAAUUGAAGAAGCAUAUGAAAAAUUCUGUCUAGAAUCAGAACAUAAGAGAAAACAGUGAGAUGUUACACAAUAACGUUAGUUUAAUAAACCAGACUAGGUCUGGUUAGAGUACAGGGAGGCAAAAAAACAUUUGUACCAAAAUAAGGAAGUUCACUUUCUCCAAGUACUCGAGUUAUUCAAUUUCCGUUUGGUUAAACAGAAUUUGCCAAAAGUUGUAAACUCUGUAACUUAGUGUUGUGUAUAUAUCACAAUUCAUUUUAUGAACAGGUAUAUGAACAGUGUUUGGCUGCAAUAAAAUUGAUUUUAAAAGUAUCAUAAUGGAAAUGAAAAUUUAAUGGAGAGCUGUCCCAUAGGAUUACCCUUGCAGGGGAAAAAGAGGAAGAAUAAAUCAAUUUCAGUUUAAUUGCUUGCUUGGUUUAGUAUACACUAGGACAUAUCCUUUUUACCAUAUACAAGAUCUGGUAUUUAUUUUUUUUUCCUGACUAAAGAGCACAUGAUCAAUGACUUUUUUGGGUUUUUUUCUAUAGAUCACAAUCAUGAAAUCACGAUAAGUGGUUUGUGAAGGUUUAUUUUUGUGGGGAGUUUUGGUUUUCUUUUUCCUUUUCCUUCCUCUUCCAAAACACGUAUAUGUGAGGCCUGAACUCUUUCCUAGAAUAAACGUUACAUGUUGAUAUGUGAAAAACCAGGCAGUGUUUUGGAAGUCAGGUUCUUUCAAGACCUUUGGUUCAGGUAAGCUUAUUUUCAACUUUUACAAACAAAAACUAUCCUGUAAUUUGCUGUGUUCUUCAAGAUUACAUGAAUAUAUUUAUGUUUUAACCCGUGCUUCUCCAGGAGUAUGUGCAGUGCUUGAUAUAUUUUUUGAAACUAUCUAGCAUGUCCAAUCUCUCAGCAAUCCUUGUCACUUUCUCCAUUAUUCUAAUUAUUUUAUAUAGUUUAAUUUGGUAUUUUGAGUAAACUGAUAUUUCAUAAAUGUUGACAUUUGAAGUCAACUGCUAGUUUUUUGAACACUAAUCGUGUUAGUCUUCCUAGGAUAUAUCAUUGUAGUUGUUGCCAAAUUCAGCUCUAUUUCUUUCUAUUACCUGUUACUGGUUUGACUGAGUAGAACCCCUUAUCAAAAGCAAAUGGGAAAUAUUUCCCAAAAGGCUAUUGUAAAGAACAUGUGUUAUAAAUAUGCAUGUAAAUAAUUUUUACUCAUUUGUUGAAAUUACUUGUGUAUCUGCUAAUACAAUGAGUAUUGACUGUUCUCUGGGUGUUUAACAUACUCAUUUAAGUUGAAGUUUUAAGAAAAAAAAUUAACCAGCUUUAUUUCCUUUCAUAUAGCUUUCACUAUCUUGUGUUUUUGCUUUAAAAAAAUAUAUAUUAUUUUUUGUAUUAAAAUAUGCAUUUGUUCUGCUUGCAGAGAGGAGGAGUUCAGAACCAUGUGGGCAUGGCUAGGUUGCUAUUCUAUAUCACCUACAUCAUUGCUGGGGAGCGUAGCUUUGGGGGGAAGAAAAGGUGAACACACCCCUGGAAAUGGCACCGUUUAUCUCCCUCUCUUCAUUGGAGGGGGUUUCAGGGAUCAACCCUGUGCACCUUGUCCUCUGCCACAGCUGCUGCCCAUUCUCUUUCCAUGCCUCUGAGGCACAGCUCCAGAAUGCAGUUCUGAAAAUAAGCAAAUGUGGCUCUGAGGCGUAACUGAAAAGCAACAACAGCCACAGAAUGGAGCCCAGUGGAGCAGUCCGAAGCAGUGGUGAAACAGAGUGGAGCCAAUCCCAUUGUAGCAGUCUGAAGCGGCAGCAUGUUGCAGUGCGGAUGAUCUAGCUUUUAGGGGUUUUUCCUAUAAUUGUUUUUCAUUACCUCAAGCUCAGGGACUGGGAGAGCCAAGUGCAGGGAGUGCCUGCCAUCUUGUCUUUGUCCCAGGGAGCCACAUGGACACGACUGAUACCUGUGACUUACAGGGAGCAUUUGCUUUCUUGUCUUUGUCCCAGUGGCCACAUGGAACUAAGUUGAGGCGAUGAACACAUUUUGUGUGUAAAGCACCUUUUUUUUUUUUUUUUCACAUGCUUUUGUUAUUAAUAUUUCUGCUGUCACUGUGGAUUUCUUAUUCCAUCGCUGUUUGCUUUCAGUAAAUUAUCUC
Poecile atricapillus (Black-capped chickadee) is the source of this 3581-nucleotide messenger RNA. Its product is annotated as polyadenylate-binding protein-interacting protein 1-like. Gene Ontology annotation, molecular function: RNA binding; protein binding; translation activator activity. Lineage: Eukaryota; Metazoa; Chordata; Aves; Passeriformes; Paridae. The record is from RefSeq and is a predicted model, not a curated record. The transcript has 11 exons. Gene Ontology annotation, biological process: regulation of translational initiation. Bases 123 to 1523 code for a protein of 466 amino acids.